This is a messenger RNA of Serpula lacrymans var. lacrymans S7.9, 1163 nucleotides long. RefSeq lists its product as uncharacterized. The transcript is spliced from 6 exons. Gene Ontology annotation, molecular function: oxidoreductase activity. The record is from RefSeq and is a predicted model, not a curated record. Bases 145 to 1098 code for a protein of 317 amino acids. Lineage: Eukaryota; Fungi; Basidiomycota; Agaricomycetes; Boletales; Serpulaceae.
GACGUCAUCAUCCAGAUCGUCAUCUAUGAUCAUUCGAGCCUUAGGAGAGGACGCGUUUCAUAUAUAAAUCCUUUGGAUCCUCUUCGUCAAUUCCUCAAACGCUCCCUCUCAUAUAUCAUCGUCCAAAAUAUUCAUCAUUCAGCCAUGUCCGCAAAAGAUAUUGUCACCGCUUACGAUGUUGCAGUCCCCGAAAAACAAACGCAAGACCAGCCAGGUCUAGAUAAGUACAUGAAACCCGGAGUGGAGUUUAUCAGGCAAGAAGUUUGGGACAAUGAUGGAAAGCCCCACUUGAAAGAUUAUGUCGGUAGCGGCAAAUUGCAAGGCAAAUACGCUAUCAUUACUGGCGGUGAUAGUGGCAUUGGUCGUGCCACUGCAAUAAUGUUUGCGCGCGAGGGUGCCAAGGGCAUAACUAUUUCUCAUCUCCCGGAAGAAGAGGAAGAUGCAAAGCACGCAGCGAAUGCGAUGAGAAAGGACGGGGGUGGCAUUGAGAUCAAUGUCGUCUCGCUAAACUUGCAGCAUGAGGCUGAUUGCAAGAAGCUGGUGGAUUCGCACAUGCAGAAAUUCGGCACUCUGAAUAUUCUGGUCAACAACGCCUCCAAGCAAAUCAUAUGCCCGAAUUUCGUCGACAUCGACCUCAAGAAUGUACGGAGUACUUUCGAAUCCAAUAUCAUCCAGAUGUUCGCAGUUACGAAAUUUGCUCUACCACACCUGAAACGGGGUUCGGCUAUCAUCAAUACGACUUCAGUGGUUGCCUACGCGGGGGCUCCUAAUCUUGUCGAUUAUAGUACCACAAAAGGUGCCAUUCUCACCUUUACGCGAUCUCUCGCUAUGCACCUCGCGCCUCAAGGCAUUCGCGUGAACGCUGUUGCUCCUGGGCCUGUGAUGACCCCUUUGCAGCCAGCAAGUCGCUCUGCCGAAGAGAUGGAGGAAUUUGGUGUCGGUGUUGCCCUUCAUGGGCGUGCAGCUCAACCUGCUGAGCUUGGACCGGCCUUUGUCUUCCUUGCGUCCGCGGACUCCAAUGUCAUGACUGGAGCCUGUAUGCAUGUCAAUAUGGAAUGCAUGUUGGCGGUUCCUAGAAUCACAUUCGAAGGACUUUGACCAUACGCAAUGCUGUAUUAAUAGUUGUGCAAUCGUAAAUGUAUUGUAGCUUUGUAAUGAUAAGU